AUGCUCGCUAGCGGGUUGCUGAACGAUACUGACAUGCCUGUGGUUGUCACUAUCAUAGUCGGAUCGAUAUGUGGCGUUUUAGCUGGAAACGUUCUAACAGAUAAAAUUAUGUUGGGUAUACGUCGAUAUAGACUACAUGCAAUGGAGAGGAAUUCACAGAAGAUUGGUAUCGAUUAUGAAUUUAAGAAAAUAGGAUUGCCGAUGAGCAGACAGUCGUUGGACCUAUUUGACUCUUCUAGCGACGGUUCUUCGAGCGGCUCUGAAAGCGGUACUGUUUCGACGUCUUAG
Messenger RNA from Perkinsus marinus ATCC 50983, 288 nucleotides. RefSeq lists its product as hypothetical. Lineage: Eukaryota; Perkinsozoa; Perkinsida; Perkinsidae. The record is from RefSeq and is a predicted model, not a curated record. The coding region runs from base 1 to 288 and encodes 95 amino acids. The transcript has 3 exons.